CUGGAGCCGACGCUGGAGCGAGCUCUGGGGCUGGAGCGGACAGUGGAGCGAGCUCUGGGGCUGGAGCCGACAGUGGAGCCAGCUCUGGGGCUGAAGCCGACACUGGACCAAGCUCUGGGGUUGGAGCCAACAGUGGACCGGGAUCAGGGGCUGGGGCCGACAGUGGAGCAAGCUCUGAAGGAGCGGGCACUGGAGGGCACUCUGGAAGGCACUUGGAGGUACUUGGAGGUUCCUUAAGGUCAUCAUUCAAGGUCCGGUCAUCUGUCACGCUUCUCAAGCAGGGAACAGGGAGACAAGGAAUUCUUUAAAUAACAGGCUUUAUUGCUCCAAGAAAGACAUUCAAGACCAGACUCCAAAGACAGGGAAACACAGGGUUUAGGUACAGAACUAAAUGAAGAAUAAUAUAGAUAAUUAAAGACACAGGGCUGGGGACUAAUAAAAAUUAGUUAUUUAGAACUAAACAAGGACAGGAACAGGAAUUCCAAAUAUGGUCACAAGAGGGAGGGAAUUGGAACUUGUGUUAAUUUGUAGAAUUGUACUUGUGUUUGUUGCUUUAUACUUGUAUACAUUUAUUGUUGUUUUCUAGUUUUGUUUAAACUGAUGGUUUUUCUUAUGUCUUGAUUUUGCAUCUAUGUUGACGUGUGUUUUUGUUUUGCACUUGUUUAUCUCUGUUCAUGCACAUGAGAGAUUAAAGUUCUGUCAUCUGAGGCUGUGUGAGUUGUUGUUGGGUUUUUUUGUGUGUGUCGGAAACAGCGAUGUCUGUCGCCUGCUAUUUUUAUGUUUGUGGUUUCAUCGCGUGCCAGCGCCAACUUUUUGUGACCGUUUGACCCUGACAGAGCAAAACAGUACUGAUGACAACCCACACUGAGAGGAAGUGAAACCAUCUUGGUGAUAUUUGGAGAUGACCACCUCCGUUAUUUCAUUACUUGCUUGUAUGAUAUCGAAUGUGUCUCUUCUGGAUGUCUUUUGGUGAGCCCAUGAUGGUGGAGCAUUGAGGAUACAAGAUCAAGAAGGGAAGUCAGAAAUAUUUCAGAGAAAGAGUUUGAGCUGUAGACCAGACCAGAGUGAUGUUUGCCCCUGAACAGGAGCUUCUGAGCUCUUCCAAACCCAUCAAAUACGGAGAGAUCAUCAUCCUCGGCUACAACGGCUCCCUACCGAAAGGAGACCGGGGAAGAAGAAGGAGUCGUUUUGCUCUUUUUAAGAGACCCAAAGCCAGUGGAGUCAUACCCAGCACCGUCCACAGCACAUGCAGUCUACAGACCGCCAAGGCCAUCAGCAACAAAAAUCAGCACAGUGUGUCGUAUACGCUGUCCAGGGCCCAGACGGUAGUCGUGGAGUACACACACGACAGCACCACUGACAUGUUUCAGAUCGGCAGGUCCACUGAAAGCCCCAUUGAUUUCGUGGUGUUGGACACGGUGCCUGGUUGUCACAACAAAAGUGGCACGAUGUCAUCUCAGAGCACUAUAUCACGAUUCGCGUGUCGGAUCAUGUGUCAGAGAGCGCCGCCCUACACCGCGCACAUCUACGCCGCUGGCUUCGACUCGUCCAAAAGCAUCUUCCUGGGGGAGCAAGCGGCGAAAUGGUGGUGCUCUGACAGCCAGAUGGACGGCCUGACCACCAACGGUGUAUUAGUGAUGCGACCGCAGCACGGCUUCACCUGCGAGUCCAGAGCAGGCUCCUGGAGAGAGAUCUCAGUCUGCGGCAAUGUCUUCACCCUCCGAGAGUCUCGGUCCGCUCAGAAACAUGGAAAACCGCUGGUGAAUGAGUGUCACGAGCUGGUGGAUGGAACUUUAAUCGAUCUGUGCGGUGCGACUCUUCUGUGGCGUUCGGCGGAGGGUCUGUCACACACACCGACCCCCAAACACCUGGAGGUGCUGUGGAGGGAGCUGAACGCGGCGCGGCCCCAGUGUCACGUGGGCCUGCACACCCUGGCCUUCCCCAGCCUGGAGCGCCCCGACCACCAGCUCUGGGCCUACCUGAGCUGCGGCCACGUGCACGGACAGCACAGCUGGAGGGGCUCCUUCAAGGAGGACGAGUCCCAGAGUGGAGAGGAGCCGGGGCUGGAGCAGGGCGAGUGUGAGUGCCCGCUGUGCUGCACCCGGGGCCUGUACGUGCCUUUGAAGCUGGGCCUUGAGUCGGGCUUCUACCUGGACUCCGCGCCCCCCACGCACGCUUUCAGCCCCUGUGGACACGUGUGCUCGGAGCGCACUGCCACCUUCUGGAGCAGACAGCUGCUGCCACAAGGCACUCAACGCCUCUGUCCCGCCUGCCCCUUCUGCAUGCAGCCGCUCACCCGCCACAGAAAGAGCGUCAGGCUCAUCUUUCAGGGGUCACUGGACUGAGUGUGUGUGGCUGCAUCACUAAUCACCAGCUACAGCCUUAAAGGGUUACUCCACCCAAAAAUGGAUUUAACCCAUGCUUCACUCACCCUCAAGGCAUCCCAGGUGUAAAUGACUUUCUUCUUUCAGACCAAUCCAAUCAGAGUCAUAUGUGGAGCACAAAACCAGUCUUAAGUAGCAGGG
Molecule: messenger RNA, 2525 nt
Organism: Carassius carassius (crucian carp)
Lineage: Eukaryota; Metazoa; Chordata; Actinopteri; Cypriniformes; Cyprinidae
Product: E3 ubiquitin-protein ligase pellino homolog 1-like
Exons: 7
Coding region: 1068-2345 (425 amino acids)
Biological process (GO): protein K48-linked ubiquitination; regulation of Toll signaling pathway
Molecular function (GO): ubiquitin protein ligase activity
Source: RefSeq, a predicted model, not a curated record